AUGGCCGACGGCUUCAGGCUGGCUCUCGCCGUUGUAGCGUUGGCCCUGCUGGCCUCCCGAGAGACGCGGGCCGACCCGGAGCUGCGCUUCAAGCCUGCGCCCCGCCAGAGACCCGUCCGGCUCUUCACCGAGCCCGAGCUGGCCAGAUACGACGGGCAGGAGGAGGGUCUGCCUAUCUACAUAGCCAUUAAAGGUGUGGUGUUUGAUGUCACUUCCAGAAAAGAGUUUUAUGGAAAAGGAGCUCCGUACAACACGCUAGUUGGGAAGGAUUCAACCCGGGGAAUUGCAAAGAUGUCUCUUGAUCCCGCAGAUCUCACUCAUGACACAACGGGACUCACAACAGAAGAGCUGCAGUCUCUGGAUGAAACCUUCAAUAAUGUCUACAAAGCCAAGUAUCCCAUUGUUGGCUACACCGCCCAAAGAAUUCUCAAUGAGGAUGGCAGCCCCAAUCCAAACUUCAAACCUGAAGACCAGCCACAUUUCAGCAUUAAGGAUGAGUUUUGACCAGUAAAUACAUUCCAGUAGUCCAUGGAUGUUCACCCUGCGUUACAUCAGAAUAAGGACAAAAAGCUGG
Molecule: messenger RNA, 574 nt
Organism: Euleptes europaea (tarantolino)
Lineage: Eukaryota; Metazoa; Chordata; Lepidosauria; Squamata; Sphaerodactylidae
Gene: NENF
Product: neudesin neurotrophic factor
Exons: 4
Coding region: 1-504 (167 amino acids)
Cellular component (GO): membrane; endomembrane system
Source: RefSeq, a predicted model, not a curated record